UUGUCAGAACUUACACAAAUGGUGUCACUUGCUUGAUGGCUUCUUGCAAGAGGUUUCCAAGACAACUUACUCUCCAUAUGUACAACAAAAAUUAUUCACACAUGUGUCAAUAGGGCUUGCCUGCGCUGAUGCAAUAACUUGGUCCCACCUUGCCACUCAAAACCGCAUACCAUGUACUAUUGUGGUCUUAAUGACUCUGUGUCGAAUGCUUGGGUCAACCAUGGCUUCGGAUUAUGCUUCCUACACACCUUGGGAUCUAGCAUUAUUGGUCUGUGGAUACUCACCUUUGGGUGUAUUCAACUUGGAUUCUAUAGGAAAUAUGCCACAAGGCUCUCAGCAGCGGUUUUGCCUCAAAACAAGAAGUUCAAAAUUCAAGUCUUUGGACAUUUCGCCUUGACCUCUCUGGCCGUGUUGAGUGUCAUAGUCAGACACGCCGUCAGCCAUGACCAACUUUUCGGCUACGAGAUCUUGGAUCUAGUAGCCAAUCUCAUAAUAUGGCCCUUGACGUUGACGGUCCUCUUGGUGGAGAGGAACUUUCAGCUUCCGUCAGCUCCCUCGAAUAGUCACGGAGUGGUCCUGAUCUCCACUUGGACGUUGGCCUUUCUCUGGCAGAACCUCAAACUCCUGAGCUUAAACAACGAGCCUUUCUUCUACGAUUUGUCUCACUUGCGUGAACAGAUUGAGCUGACCCUAUUCUGCUUUGAGUAUGCCUUUGUGUUCUCAGCCUUUUUCCUGGGCAUGAAAGCGCCUGGAAUCUCCCAAACCCAUGAUUAUCUUUUCGGAGAGCAUUCAGAUGUCGAGGCCGUUUUACCCGACGGAUCCACCCGUAACCAAGACAUUCAGCAAUCGACCUGGUCAGGACUAUGGACCAAGUUGGGCGUGUUACUCCCUUAUAUGUGGCCCAAGAAGUCAUUAGGGCUCCAAUUCCGGGUCUUUAUGUGUUUUCUCUUGCUCGCCGGAGUCAGGGUUGCCAACGUGUAUGUACCUAUCUACUAUAAGAAAAUCGUGGACACCUUGACCCCGGUGGCCCUGGGUGCCGAGGUUCGAUUCUGUUGGGAUUUGAUUGCCAUUUUUGUGGCUCUGAAACUUAUUCAAGGAGGAGGAACAGGCGGACAAGGUAUCUUGAACAACAUCCGAACGUUCCUUUGGAUCCGUGUUCAACAAUAUACCACCCGAGAAAUCCAAGUCGGUUUAUUCACUCAUCUCCACCAUUUGAGUCUCCGAUGGCAUUUAUCCCGAAAAACGGGCGAGGUGUUGAGAAUCAUGGACCGGGGCACAUCGUCCAUCAACGGGCUUCUCUCGUACUUGGUAUUUAAUAUUUUGCCCACCAUUGUGGAUAUUGUUGUGGCCAUCGUGUACUUCAGCUCGGCAUUCAACAUCUGGUUCGGUCUGAUUGUUCUGGUUACCAUGGUGAUCUAUCUCGCUCUGACGGUGGCAGUGACAGAAUGGCGAACUAAAUUCCGACGGUCCAUGAAUCAAGCGGAUAAUGAACAACGAUCCAAGGGAGUGGACUCCUUAUUGAACUUCGAGACCGUCAAAUAUUAUGGCGCAGAACAUUAUGAAAUCGAUCGUUAUGAAAAGGCCAUCUUGAGCUUUCAGACUGAAGAGUUCAAGUCCCUAACAUCUUUGACAUUGCUGAACGGAACUCAAAGCUUGAUCAUCAAUGGGGGUCUUUUGGUGGGGUCGUUGUAUUGUGCAUUGUUGGUGACCAAAGGAUAUCUUACACCCGGCGACUAUGUCCUAUUCGGGACUUAUAUCUUGCAACUCAUGGUCCCUUUGAAUUUUCUGGGCACAUUAUACAGGGUGAUCCAGGAAAGCUUUAUCAAUAUGGAAAACAUGCUUGAGCUGAUGGAUGAGCCCCAGGAAAUCAGUGAUCUCCCCAAUGCCCUGCCAAUCAUGGUGCCACAAGGCAAAAUCGAGUUCAAAAAUGUGAACUUCCAUUACAAUCCGGAACGCCCCAUUCUUAAGGACGUAUCCUUUGUUGCCAAUCCUGGAGAAACAGUAGCUCUGGUUGGCGCUACCGGAUCAGGAAAGAGCACGAUCGUCCGAUUGUUGUUCAGAUUUUACGACGUCCAAUCUGGCGCUGUUCUAAUUGAUGAUCAAAACGUUCAAAAUGUCACCCAAGCCUCGGUUCGGAAUGCUAUCGGGGUCGUUCCUCAGGAUACGGUCCUUUUCAACGACACGAUUAGUUACAACAUUCGUUACGGACGUCCGGAUGCCACGGAUAGCGAGGUGGAAAACGCCGCUCGCCAUGCGGAUAUCCAUGACAAGAUCAUUGCCUUCCCGGAUGGGUAUGACACCAAAGUGGGCGAGAGAGGUCUGAAGCUGUCGGGUGGCGAGAAGCAAAGGGUGGCUAUUGCCCGUACCAUCUUGAAAGCCCCCAAAAUUGUGCUUUUGGACGAGGCCACCUCCGCUUUGGACACUCAGACCGAGAGACACAUUCAAAAUGCCUUGCAAGAAGUCAGUGUGGAUCGGACCACGAUUGUGGUGGCCCAUCGUCUAUCGACCAUCACCAACGCCCAUUGUAUUUUGGUCAUCAACGAAGGCGAAAUCGUUGAGCGCGGAAGACAUGAGGAGUUGUUGGGCAUUCCCAACGGGAAAUACGCCGCCAUGUGGAAUCAACAAAGCCAGAUGCGGAAAACGGAAGAUGACAAGGAAUAAGCAAGAGCUUUUUCAGAUGGUUCUGAUUCCCUAAAAGUCAUUCAUUCAUUCAAGUCAUCGAUGAUUGUUAGAACAAACUCACAUUGCACCUCACCUCACCUCUCUAGAAUAUGAAUAUAUAUGUAUAUGUCA
Messenger RNA from Tigriopus californicus, 2793 nucleotides. RefSeq names its product ATP-binding cassette sub-family B member 6-like (gene Hmt-1). Gene Ontology annotation, biological process: transmembrane transport; heme transport. Lineage: Eukaryota; Metazoa; Arthropoda; Copepoda; Harpacticoida; Harpacticidae. Gene Ontology annotation, molecular function: ATP hydrolysis activity; ABC-type heme transporter activity; heme binding. The coding region runs from base 172 to 2661 and encodes 829 amino acids. The transcript is spliced from 13 exons. The record is from RefSeq and is a predicted model, not a curated record. Gene Ontology annotation, cellular component: membrane.